Messenger RNA from Solea senegalensis (Senegalese sole), 1318 nucleotides. RefSeq names its product Fc fragment of IgE, high affinity I, receptor for; gamma polypeptide (gene fcer1g). The coding region runs from base 162 to 434 and encodes 90 amino acids. Gene Ontology annotation, cellular component: Fc-epsilon receptor I complex. NCBI's taxonomy places the organism in Eukaryota, Metazoa, Chordata, Actinopteri, Pleuronectiformes, Soleidae. Gene Ontology annotation, molecular function: IgE receptor activity. The record is from RefSeq and is a predicted model, not a curated record. Gene Ontology annotation, biological process: cell surface receptor signaling pathway. The transcript is spliced from 5 exons.
GAGACAAGUGGACUUAGAGCUCACACCACAACUUCCCCUCUCGACUGUGUGGUAUACGCAAUAUUCAGACUUCACUCGAACGCAUUGGAAAGAAAGACACCAUCACGAGUUGUGUUUUCCUGCUUGCUGAAGGAGCCCAGUACUCUGUGUUCAUUUAAGCCAUGGCCGCUUGCAGCAGGAGCGCGUUACUCGUGGCGAUUCCUCUGUGGAUGUGUUUUGGCAGAGCUGCUGCUACUCUAGGGGAUGCUCAGGUGUGUUAUGUGCUGGAUGGCGUCCUGUUUUUGUACGGCAUCAUCCUGACAGUUCUCUACUGCAGAAUCAAGGUCUACAAUGCAAAGGGGGCAAAGGCAAAGCAGACCGUUGAAGAAGGCAUCUAUACGGAUUUGAAACCUCACGUCCAGGACACGUAUGACUCCAUCGGCCUGAAGAAGUGAAGUGACUUCUAGUGCAGGCUGAACAUUUUUGACCCGAUUCCUCUUUUCUUCCUUGUUCAUAUUCAAAUAUUGAACGUCACAUAUGUUACAUCGAUUCUAAGAGAACAUGAAACUGUAGUGCAUCAGUGUUCAUUUCCCUUUUGCUUUUUUAGAAUUAUGUGGGAAGUUGGGUGAAGAAAGACAAGAGCGAAAGAGGGAAGUUGAGCACAAGAUGCCAUUUUUCCCUGAUCUUUUUUUUUAUAUUGAAAAUGACUUGUUUCAUGUAUUUGUAAUGUACCUUUGAGCUUCGCAAGAAAAUAAUAAAAAUGUUCCCUCCUGAUUUUAAGAAAGGUUGCAGAUUGUGCUGAAAAGCUGCUGAAAGUUAAAAUAUCCACACCAGGCUUAUUUAUGAUGAUGUCUUGCCACAGGAUGGCAGUGAUGGUGUCAUACAGCAUAUUUUAGAGCAUGUGCGUCUGCCUGUAUAAAGCUCUGAACUGUUUAUUCAUGAAUUAUCAAAAUGACUUCAUUUGUUGAACUUAGCCGUGUCUCUCUCGUGUUUGUGCAGGGAGCUGCAGACAGAAUUAAAAAAAAAAGUUCUAAUGUAUUGAAAGAGAUUUACAAUUAAGUUCAUAAUAUGCACUGUAUGCAGUUUAUAAAGAUUUUUUUAGCAGUGUCCUUGAUGUGUAACCAAUAAAUGUGAAUUGAUUAAAUAUUGAUAUUUUUUUCUUUUAAUAUUAAAUGCCAAAAUUUUGAAUCAUUUGAUGAGAGCAGCUUACAUAGAGGUUUAUAAAAUGUGUAUACUGUAAGUCAAUGUAAAAAAACUUUUUUUUAAUCUGCAUCCUUGAUAUGUAACGAUGAAAGCUCGUUUCUGCCUAUGUGAUUAAAUUUUUUUUGUAAAGACUCAA